Molecule: messenger RNA, 2248 nt
Organism: Haemorhous mexicanus (house finch)
Lineage: Eukaryota; Metazoa; Chordata; Aves; Passeriformes; Fringillidae
Gene: FANCG
Product: FA complementation group G
Exons: 14
Coding region: 34-2079 (681 amino acids)
Biological process (GO): interstrand cross-link repair
Cellular component (GO): Fanconi anaemia nuclear complex
Molecular function (GO): protein binding
Source: RefSeq, a predicted model, not a curated record
UCGGCGGCGAAGGCGGAAAAGGCGGCGGCGGCCAUGAAGCGGCGGCGCGGGACGGAGCCGGGGCCCGAGCCGGAGCCCGAGCCCGAGCCCGAGCCGGAGCCGGAGCCGGAGCCGGAGCCGGAGCCGGGGCCGGGGCUGGAGCCGGGGCCGGAGCCGGAGCCGGAGCCGGAGCCGGGCUGCCUGCGAGCCUGGGCAGCCCACAGCCGGGCGCUGGUCGAGCGAUGGACGACGGCGCGGUGCGGCGGAGAGGCGCGGCAGGCGCGCCGGCAGCUGCGAGACGAGUGCCGGGAGCUGCUCCGGAGCAUCCGCGGGCUGCCAGCUGCCCUCCCUGCCCUGCCUCUGGAACUCACUGUCCUCUACAACUCCCUGCUUUUCACUGUGGGAGCAUCUGACUCUGCCAUCAAAGGAGAAGCAGAAGGAAUACACCUGGGGCUCCUCAGGGUUCUGGAGGCUUGUGGGGCCUGCGGACAGAAUCUUGGCACGGAGGAGCUGUGGGAGAAGGUGCUGCAGGAGGUAACCGUGGAGGAGCUACAGGCACCUCUGCACCGCCUCGGGGCCCUGCAAGCAGCCUGGUGGCUGGCAGCCAGCCAGCUGGGAAGUGUUGCUGGCCUUUUCCAGCUCCUGAGCACUGCUGAGGACCCGGGAAGAGCUCACUGCAGUGUGGGGCAGAACGAGCUCCUCUCCAUGAUCAAGGCAUGGCGGGUUCCUCCUGAGGGGCCCUCCCUGCCCCUUGUACAAAGUGCCAGGGACUUGAAGGAAAUCCUCUGCACUGCAGCAACAUUCCUGCAAGGGCUGCAGGAGCUGGAGGCUGGGAACUUCCCCACCGCCCUUUCCCUCCUUCAGGAAGCUGCAGGAGGAUUCUGCUCCAAGAAUAUCCUGGCCCAGAUCUACACCUGCCUGGGCUGCUGUGCUCAGCGAAUGGGCAAGCCUCACACAGCCCUUCAGCACCUGAAACAGGCCCUCCAGGUAGAUUUCCAGUGCCUUCCUGCCCUGUCCCACGUGGCAGCAGUGUACCAUCACCUGGGAGAGACCGAUGCAGAGCGGCAGGCCCUGACCCUACUCUAUGAGGCUCUGGGAAAAAGCCCUCCAGGAGCUGCUUCCUCUAGUCCCUGUUUCAUAAUGCGAACAGAGCUGCUUGUCCACACACCAGUACUCACUUCUCUCCUUCGCCAUGGCCACCCCUCUGAAGUGAAGUACCUUCUGGCACAGCGGUGUCUCCAGGAUGGGAGGGUGGGUGAUGCAGUGGAACAUUACCUGGAUUUUCUGUCUCUCCUUCAGGAGGGGCUGCAGCAGCAAGUGCCCCUGGAUGGUAGCUCAGUUCUGCCCAGGAUCCCAGAGGUGUUCCUGGAAGCGGCAUCUGCCUUGGAGCAGGUUGGGAGGCACCAGGAUGCCAUAACUGUGUGUGAGGAGGUCAUCAGCCGGACAACUGACCUCAUUCCACGGGUGUUACGAGUGGAGGAGAGGCUGGAGCAGCUGGACUCCUCAUUGCCAGGGGCAGAACUGGCAGGUGGACUCCUGUCCCAGAAGAAGGAGAGCCUGUGCUGCCUUGCCUGGAGAGCAGCUGGAUACCUUCACCAGGGCUGGGCAUGGGCCAAGCUGGGCAAGAGCAAGGAAGCUGUAACACAGUUCAGCAGGUGCCUCAGUGAUCUCCUGCGUGUCCAGUUUCAUGGGUCUGGUGCCAAAAGCACAGAGAACCUCCAGCCAGAAGUGGAGGUGCUCCAGAAGAUCAGGUUGCUCUCUCUCAUUGGGCGAGGUAUGCAGUUCCUGGAACUGGGGAGGAACAAAGAAGCCCUGUUGGAUUUCCAGUACAGUUUGCAGAUCUCACCAGGUGACCCAGCUGCUGCCUCCUACCUGGUGCAGGCCUUGUGGAAGCUGAACCGGAAGCAGGAGGCAGCUGCUCAGUGGCAGAAAUUCUUCCAGAGCUCCCCUGGAGAGAAUGGGCAGCAGCAAGGGCAGGGAAGGCCCCUCCCUUUGUACCUGGUUUCAUGUCAGGAGCAGGCAGUGUUCCCUCACAGUGAACCUCUUGCCAGAAGCAUACAGGAUUACCUCGGGGCAGCAGCCCAGGACACCCCAAGCUGACCUGGUCAUGCCCCCCCAUACCCAUCUGCUGAGGUCUCCCUGCACUUGGCUGGCACAGGGCCUUUAAGAACUCCUUCAAGACUCAGAAUUACUCUGUGAUGAAGCUGGAUUCCCAAAGGACUGUAACAGAAUAGAUUUCCUUUUUUAAUAAAAAACUCAGCUCUGUUUA